AUGCCAACUGCCGAUGCUGAUGUGCUCUACAUCUACCCCAAGGAGGAUCACAACGGCGCCUUUGCUUUGUGUGAAGACAAGGGGUUUAUCGACGGGCACAUGUGCUUCCGCCUCAUGUCCAUGGCUCGUCAUUUCUCCGUGCAUUUUGUGCGUGUGGCAUCGGUGCAAGAAGCCAUCGCCUACGUGAAGGCGCUGCCUAGCACGAUGAGGCUGAAGCAUGUCGUUCUUGGUGGGCAUGGCAUGUUCCGAGCAAUGACGUGGGGAAAUGCAAGCAGCCAGAGUCAGUCUUUCAUGCCUUACUUGCACGUUGACGAGCCCACAGCGAUUGAAUUCCUCAAUGUGCUUUACCCUCACCUGAUCAUUGACGGCGCUGACAGUCAUGACAAAUAUCAUUCCACAAUCUUCUUGGACUCCUGCAACAAUGGCAAGCCGGUGAAAGACAAGAACAUGCUCAACUUCGUCGCGCACCGCCUGGCAGGUGCAGAAAUCUUUGCCUCCCAGGUCAGUUUUAACGCUGGUGAGUUCGUGCUUGACAACUACAUUCACUUCAGUGCAAGUAUCAAGAGCGAGAAGACUGGAAAAGAUGAGAUGAUAAGCACCAUGUUCGGCCCGCACCUGCGCGAGCUAGAGUUUCAUCCGAACAGAUUUUGUAAAAAAAAAGAGCCAGUUGCCGCGGAGAACAUCAAGCAGUGCGCAGAGCUGUGCCAGGCAGCUGGCGACAAAUGUGGCGCCUUCACCUAUAUUCCAGGUGAUGCCAGUGGUGAUUCCUGCUUCCACAGCAAAAGAUGCAAAAAAAGAGGAAAGUCCGAGCAGGGUGCCAUGGUCUUCAUAAAGACGGCUUCUGGGCAAGAGGAAGAUCCCGCAAUUAUGGAGGACCACACUGCGGAAGAAAGAUAA
Messenger RNA from Symbiodinium pilosum, 897 nucleotides. NCBI's taxonomy places the organism in Eukaryota, Dinophyceae, Suessiales, Symbiodiniaceae. The record is from the annotation of a GenBank genome assembly.